CGCGGCGCGGGGCGCGGGCGGGCGGCGCUGGCAGCGCGCCACGAGCGCGGUCACACACCGAAACGUGCAGAUUUCUCAUGAAAAAUUAGAGUUCAUCGCCGACUUCGCAACCGCGCCUACGUACUUGUAAAGUAAACAAACUUCUCGUCAAACAUUUUAUUAAUUUAUCGCACGAAUAUUUGAACACCAGAAGUGGCCCCGGCGGCGGUGCGUCAGCCGCGCUACGGAACUGAGGGGCGCUGGCGGCGGGUGCUGCGGCUUGUAGCUGCUCUACAACAUGAGCGAGGCGGGCGGCAGGGACGCCGUGUACCCGGCGGCGGCGUCGGCGCUGGAGCGCGGCCGGCGGCGGCGCACGGGCCUGCGCCUGCGCCACCGCACCGCGCCCGUCACCUUCGCCGAGAUCAAGGUACGAGCGUGCGGGCGCAGCCGGGGACGGGAGACGGUUGUUCUCAACGGACUCAAUGAGUCUCGUUGCAGGAGGUGGACGAGGAGGCGGCGGGCGAGGAGUGCGCUGCGAGCGCGCCCAGCGUCGCCGCGCCCGACGAGCGCCGGCGCCGGCCCGACGUGCUCGACGAGCGGCUCGGCGCGCAGUUCGCCGAGAGCCGCCGGCGCCGGGCGCGCCGCGCGCUGCUGCGCGAGCCGGACGAGGCGGCGCCGCGCCCGGCCGCCGGCCCCUCCUGAGCGCGCCAGCGACCGGCUGCAUCGCGCCCGCCGGCGGAGCGUAGUCGUCUCGAAGCUGAGCAGCGGUGUUUGUCUUAACUUGAUUGUCGUUGAUUUUAUUGUGUAGGUGUCGGACGCUCAGAGCUGGCGUCCGUCCGCUCGCGUGUGAGACCGCACGCACUGAACGCCACAAGCCAGGUGCCACAGGCGAUCUGUUCCUGUGCUAAGGCUGUAGCUAGCUUUCACCUAUUUAUUGACAUCUUUUUUUUCGCAUUAUUUUUAUAAAAAUUAUAUUAGAGAUCCCCAUAUUCGUAUCAUACUACUAAUAUUAUAGAAAUUGUAACAUGAUCAUUCCCGUCCUUGACAUUACUGGCCUUGUCUUGACCCAUAUCUUCAACUACUCCAUUUCUACUAGCGAAUUCCUUGUAGCAUGGAAGAGCGCACAAAUUAUUCCUAUCUAAAUCCUAUUAUAUUCCUAUCUAAAAAUUAAUCCUAAAUAAACGAGUCCUGCACAUCAUGGAGUGUGACUUCCAGCCUAUUUCAAUUUUGCCAUUCCUAUCUAAAGUUCUGGAGAAGCUUGUUUUUUCGACAACUGAGUCUCUUUUUUUUUUGUAUUAACCUUCCUUUCUUCCGCGCGUUGGUCUGUGAGACCGACAAAACACAUUUUUAUUCACAUUUUUUCUCCUAGAAACACUGGCGAGUCUAGAUUAUUGCUAGCUGCUGGAUGUAUUGCUUAAGUACUUCGUUUUAGUGCACACCGCGCGUUUGUGCUAGCUCCACGUGUGGGUGCAAUUGGUACAUACCGGUCCGUGAGACCGGGUAUAGGUGCAACUUUUUGUAUCAGAAAAUGAUUUUCAUAUUUUUUUAGUGUUUGCGUUAUUUUUAUUGUGUAUUUUGACAAGUUUUGUCAUGUUAUUGGUAAUAUUUGAUAUACCUAAGUUUUAAUAAAAAGCUAAUCAGAGCAGUCUGGGAAGAAGAAAGUUCUGAUUCCGUUUAUCGAGACAACAAUUAAAGUUAGGAAGAUCAUUUCGUAAAUUCACGGCAGAAAAUAUAAAAUACUGAGGAAGAAAAUGACGAAGAGGUAGGUGACUAAUAGAAACCCUGAAAAAAUAAUUAACUGAAUUUAUAUGUAUAAAGGAGGAGAUGUUACUAGACAAAAUGUGCGAGAUGUGUGAAGCAUAAAUACCUACAAUGUGUUUCAGUGGCCUGCAAUGUUUUUUAUAGAGUAACAAGUUUAACAUAUAAAUAGUAUGUGCCUUAAAAUCAAUCCGAACACGAAAAUUAGCUCCAGGUUUUUACCUAAUAUUAUGAAUUCGCAACUCCGACGACAAGUUCAAAGUAAAGUACAUCUUAAUCCAAAAUCAUAAAACUAAGGCCCGCCAAAAUAUGUUAGUUAGAUGGGCCCAAGUCUUUAGCAAAAUAGAACAAUAGUAAAAUAUCUGGUCGCUAGCGCUAUUAUUUAUUAUAAAAAAAUCGCAAAACUGCAAUAAAUACCUUUGUUUGAAACAUGCUAAUAUGAAAAGCCCGGAUUGUUGAUGGUAAGGCUAUCAACUAACCUCCGGAAUCGGAGGCAGCGGAUUCGAACGUUCCGGGGCAUGCACCUCCAACUUUGCAGUUGUGUACAUUUUAAGAAAUUAAAUAUCACGUGUCUCAAACGGUGAAGGAAAACAUCGUAAGAAAACCAGAAAAUUUUAGUUAAGAAUUUUCUUAAUUCUCUGCGUGUGUGAAGUCUACCAAUGCGCAUUGGGCCAGCGUUGUGGACCUAACCACUCUCAUUCUGAGAGGAGAGUCGAGCUCAGCAGUGAGCCGAAUAUGGGUUGAUAAUGGAUAAUGAUGUGUAAUAUUAUAAUCUGUUGUUGUUGUUGUCGUUGUUGUGUUGUUGUGUUGUUACUGCGAGUAGUUAGUGUCAAACGCUCGCACAUUCUCUGUUGUUUGGUACUUACUUGUUGUAUAAGAUGUGAUGUAAAUAAACAGAUAUGUUAUUAUAAA
Molecule: messenger RNA, 2649 nt
Organism: Bicyclus anynana (squinting bush brown)
Lineage: Eukaryota; Metazoa; Arthropoda; Insecta; Lepidoptera; Nymphalidae
Exons: 2
Coding region: 278-787 (169 amino acids)
Source: RefSeq, a predicted model, not a curated record